CAGUCGAGUUUCGAUUGUUGGAAGGUCCGAAACCCAACACUGAGAGAGUAGGCAGCAUCUCUCUUUGGAAGUAGAAUUAUGUCGAAUUCAGUGAACUUGGAGGAUGUUCCAUCGGAGAGCAUCACGACGGAGAUCCUCCGCCGUAUGCGGUGCUCCUCUAAGCCCGACAAACGUCUUAUUCUCAUCGGCCCACCUGGAUCUGGGAAAGGUACACAAUCUCCAGUUAUCAAGGAUGAGUACUGCUUAUGUCAUUUAGCCACGGGUGAUAUGCUGAGAGCUGCUGUCGCUGCCAAAACGCCUCUGGGCAUUAAGGCGAAGGAGGCCAUGGAUAAGGGAGAACUUGUUUCUGAUGACUUGGUUGUUGGGAUAAUAGAUGAAGCAUUGAAGAAACCUUCGUGUCAAAAAGGAUUCAUUCUUGAUGGAUUUCCAAGGACUGUGGUGCAAGCAGAAAAGCUUGAUGAGAUGCUUCAAAAUCGGGGGACCAAAGUUGAUAAAGUUCUUAAUUUUGCAAUUGAUGAUGCUAUUUUGGAGGAGAGAAUUACCGGGCGUUGGAUCCACCCAGCUAGUGGCAGGAGCUACCAUACAAAGUUUGCAUCUCCUAAAGUUCCUGGGAUAGAUGAUGUCACUGGAGAGCCUUUGAUACAACGCAAAGAUGACACCGCUGCUGUUCUUAAGUCAAGGCUGGAAUCCUUCCAUAGGCAAACUGAACCGGUAAUUGACUACUAUGCGAAAAAGAAUAUGGUAGUGAACCUUCCUGCAGAGAAAUCACCUCAGACGGUCACAAAUGAAGUGAAGAAAGCCCUCUCAUGACGGAAGGAUGCUUUAACCUCUCUUCUUUUCUUUCUUUCGUCUUGAAGAUCUGAAAACUGGAACUCUGAAGUUUUGAUUUACUGACAACAUCUCUAGAUGGCUGAGUCACCUGAAUGUUGGUGAGUUUAUUUCUUUCUGCACAUUGAUAGACUAGUAGGCUUUUUGUUGCCUACUAGUGUGUUGUACCCAGAUUAGGAGGCCUUUAUUUUGCAAGGAGAAUAAAAGAUACAAAGUAGGAGCCACCACCUUUUCGGGGUGAUUGCCAGAUAAUUGCUGGGCUUCUGGACAUGUUUGGAUAUUUAACGCAUGUAGGCAUGCCACAUUAAUAAGAUUGAGACGUUGAAUUAUUAACAGUAAACUCUCUUCCUGUCAUUGCACUGUCUAACGUGCAAUUCAGAAACAGACUUUGUUUGAUUUAUUUUUGGCUAAUUGAAACUAGCAUACAGGACCUUCAUUUGAA
This is a messenger RNA of Nicotiana tabacum (common tobacco), 1270 nucleotides long. RefSeq names its product adenylate kinase 4. NCBI's taxonomy places the organism in Eukaryota, Viridiplantae, Streptophyta, Magnoliopsida, Solanales, Solanaceae. Gene Ontology annotation, biological process: nucleobase-containing compound metabolic process. Gene Ontology annotation, molecular function: AMP kinase activity; ATP binding. The record is from RefSeq and is a predicted model, not a curated record.